GGUAAGAGAAAACGCUAACAUUAGAUUGACAGCUUACUAAAUAUUGCUAGCUAUGUCAAACGCUUUUGGUUUUAAAUCAUAAUAUAUUUUCUCCACACAACAGUGCUUUUCCUCACUUAGAUUUUAUAGAAUUUGUGUAAUUUUGUAUAUCUGGUAUACAUAGAUAGCUUUAAUAGCUAUCUAUGUAGCAAGCAAAUUGUUAGCUAACCAACUCAGGUAACCUAUUUGUCGUUAGGUAGCUAUCUAACUAAUAACUUAUUGAAGUCUUUUUAUUACAUUUUGAACUCGUAGACUAUUUGUGACUUAAAAUCUUCCAACUAAACAAUGUCAGUGUUUGAUGAGGAUGAUGUGUUGCACGGAGAAUCUGAGGGAGAAGGGCAGAAGGAAGGUCAAGAAGAGGAUGCAACAUGUGAAGAGAAGCAGAUUGAGCCCUGCUCUUUGACACAAGACAUGAUAGUGCCCGGUCUGUCAUUAUUGUGCCGCACAGGAAAUGGACUUGCCCAUGCCUUUGUCAAGCUUGACAUAAAAGACAGACAUCUGACAGACAUUGUCUUACUAAGAUCUUUCAUCCAUCUGCGCUUCUUGGACAUCUCCUCCAACUACCUAUCAGACCUUUCUCCACUGGCUGCCUUAACUCAGCUACUUUGGCUAAAGGGAGAUGGCAAUCGCAUUGAAGGGUUCCAAGGCCAGCCACUAGGUCAGCUCACUUACCUGCAGUGGCUCAGUCUGGCAGUCAAUCAUCUCUGUGAUGUGGAGGGUCUAGGGGGGCCUUCCCUGGAAAGUCUUAAUCUCAUUGGUAAUGGAAUUCAAAGGAUGGCUGGCCUUGAAUGUCAGAGUCUGACCAAUUUGGUGACCCUGGAGCUCAGAGGAAACCGCUUAGAAACUACAGAUGGCAUUUACCUUCCCAACUUGCGUUGUCUUUACCUUGCCCAGAAUAGAAUAACAAAAUUAGAAGGUCUGGAGAAAUUGGAGCGGCUAACAACCCUUCACCUCCGAGACAACCAGCUGGAGACACUUGAUGGAAUCAACCUGAGUAUGAACUCUCUACAGUAUCUCAAUGUGAGGGGCAACUUAGUAUUUUCCCUGCAGGCUUUGCAAAGUCUGAUGGCUGUUGCCCAGACGUUGCGGACCUUGGUGUUGGUAGAGAACCCUCUGUCAGAGACAGAUGAUUACCGACUCUGUGUGCUCACAUAUCUUCCACUUCUUGAAAGACUAGACAAGGAGCCUGUCUCACCGGGAGAGAGGUCUGAAGCUCAGGAAAGAAUGAAGGAAUUUCAAGACUCCAGAGAACAAGAGGACCAACAUACAUGAUUAUGGGAACAAAUCUACAUUAAUUUGUCUGUAGUCCUUUUAUAGUCAUUAUUUCUUUUGGAUAUGUGGUUGAGCUUUAAUUAGUUAAUUUAAGCAAGGCUAUUUGUAAAUUAGACUAAAGUGAUUUAGUGUUACUAGAAUAGUGUCUUGUUGCAAAAAAAAAAAAAAAAAAAAUUUUAAAGAUAUAUAUAUUCAAUUCUGUAAUUGCCCACUUCAUGACUUUCAAUUAAUCUAUUUGUUGUAUGCUAUUCUUUAUAGUAGGCAAACUUCCUCAGUAUUAUUCUCCUGUCAAAUUAUA
Molecule: messenger RNA, 1609 nt
Organism: Electrophorus electricus (electric eel)
Lineage: Eukaryota; Metazoa; Chordata; Actinopteri; Gymnotiformes; Gymnotidae
Source: RefSeq, a predicted model, not a curated record